This is a messenger RNA of Penicillium manginii, 831 nucleotides long. RefSeq names its product regulator of G-protein signaling domain-containing protein. Bases 1 to 831 code for a protein of 276 amino acids. The transcript is spliced from 2 exons. Lineage: Eukaryota; Fungi; Ascomycota; Eurotiomycetes; Eurotiales; Aspergillaceae. The record is from RefSeq and is a predicted model, not a curated record.
AUGGCAUCCAGUACUACAAGCGGAGACAGAGAUUCAACCGCCUCCAGGCAAAUCUCGCCCGCCCCAUAUCUCAACUUCAACCAAAUAAUAUCCGGGAAUGCCGCGGAACCGUUUACCCUCGAGUCCUUCGUCGACUAUCUGUCCCAGAACCAUUGCAUUGAAUUAUUGGACUUCCUUUCGGACACGAAGAACUAUAUUGACGCCUAUCGUGCUUCAGCCCCUGAUCUUUGCCCCACGAAGAUGACAUCGGACUCGCGGCGUUUGGGGAAGCAAUGGAAGAUUUUAAUGAGCACAUACAUCAUGUCGGGAGCUCCGGAUGAGCUCAAUAUCCCAGAGCACAUCCGUAUCAGGCUGCUUGAUCAUGUUAACGUUAUGGUCUCACCACCCAGUCCAACCGUAUUAGACCCUGCUAUAAGCUACGCUCAUCAGCUACUCACAGACAGCGCACUGUUGCCAUUUAUUCAGAGCGUACGCUCGACUGGGGAUCGAAACAUCCGGAACGGAGGAAACGGUCGAAAUGGAGGAAACGGUCGAAAUGGAGGAAACGGUCGAAAUGGAGGAAACGGUCGAAAUGGAGGAAAUGGUCGAAAUGGAGGAAACGGUCGAAAUGGAGGAAAUGGUCGAAAUGGAGGCAACGGUCGAAAUGGAGGCAACGGUCGAAAUGGAGGCAACGGUCGAAAUGGAGGCAACGGUCGAAACAAUCAUGGCACUGGUGGAAACUCACUGUCUUCAUUACCAGAGACACAUGACGAUAGCCAAAGAAAUCUUCAUACUGCUUCUGGAGCUUUGACAAACCAGGAUAUACGGCUAAUGAGCCCAGCCAAGUCGUAA